Messenger RNA from Rhineura floridana, 3683 nucleotides. It is a transcript of the gene PIH1D1, whose product is annotated as PIH1 domain containing 1. The record is from RefSeq and is a predicted model, not a curated record. Bases 861 to 1778 code for a protein of 305 amino acids. Gene Ontology annotation, cellular component: ribonucleoprotein complex; cytoplasm; R2TP complex. Gene Ontology annotation, biological process: rRNA processing; box C/D snoRNP assembly. The transcript has 11 exons. Lineage: Eukaryota; Metazoa; Chordata; Lepidosauria; Squamata; Rhineuridae.
UUUUCUCUGUGGUAUUUGCUGCUGUAGUAACAGCGGUAGUUUGUUCCAUUUAGAAAGGAAGUAAGGCUUGGUAGAGGCGGGUGUGGGAACUUGAAUCACUAUAACAAGAACAGUUAAGGGUAUUAAAAGGUCUCUUGUGAGUUGUUUUUAAUGGAAGGAAAUAGUAAAGGGUGACGCUGUAUUAUCUUGAGUUUGGGUUUAAAUCCACCUUCAGCCAUAUAGCUCACGUGAGAUGGUCUUGGGCCCGUUGUUUUAUUCCAGCCUAGUCCUCCCUCAUAGGGUUGUUGUGAGGAUAAAAUGGAGAGUCAACGCGUGUGCACCUUCAUCUCCUUGGCAGAAGGGUGGCAUAAGAAUAAAAAAAAACUUGAGCUAAGAGGGCUGAUUGGGGCUAGUGAGAUGAGAGACAAGUGAGUGUGUGGGGUAUUCCUUGUUUGUGGGGAUGAGUGGGAGGGAUCCUGAAGGAAAUGCUCUCGUUUGAUAGUGGGUUUUAUGGGUUUGUUUAUAUUGUGGAUUUUAGCUGGAGUUAUGAUGUUCUUGUAAUAAGUGGUGGCAUAGCUGUGUUAGCCUGCAAUCCUGAUCCCACUUACAGGGGAGAAAGUCUAUUGGACUUAGUGGGACCUACUUCUGAGUAAAUGCAUAUAGUCCAAGCAUAACCAUGUUUACCCAGAGGUAAGUCCUAUGGAGUUCACUGGGGCUUACUCCCAGGUAAGUGGGGUUAGGACAGCAGGCUUCACAGUACCAAAACCCAUGCUGAGUCUUGUGACUUGUCAUAACAAAUCUCUCUUUCUUGUUGGUUCGUUUUACAAAUGGAUAAACCUUCAUAACCUGAGGCCAUCAAAGCAGGCAAGGAUCCGCUAACCAUGGCAUCCAUAGCUGACACAUCUCUGUUAUCAGCCGAGCUGCAGGAGGAGGAGGAAGAGGAAGAAUUCCAGCGUCUUCUCCUCCAGGCAACCCAGAAAAUCCAGCGCUCCAUGCCGUCUGCUGCGGAGUCAAAGCCCAUCCAUCCGCUCCCAGGAUUCUGCCUUAAAACCCGCACAAGUUCUGGUGAGAAGGUCUUCGUCAAUGUCUGCAGGUCCUCCCACAUCCCUCCUCCUCCUGACCUGACCAAUGAAGAGCUCGCUUGCCUCAUUGAGUCGGAGAACGCCUCCACUUUCAGGAUCCCCAUGAGUCUGGGAGAGCCCCAUGCAGAAGUGGACAAGAGUGGUAAUGGUUGCACUGCAUAUGAUGUCACCAUCAGCACCAGCUUUUACAACAAGAUAGAGAACAACCGCUUCCUCAAAGAUUUCUUUAUCACCGUAGCCAUGGAAGGACUGUCAGAGAAAUAUGAGAUGGAUGUCAGCAGUCAAGAAUGGCGGAUUCUGAAGAAUCGGAAGUUUAUGGGCUCCAUAGCAGAGCAGACCAUCCGCACCAAAUCCAAACCAAUUAUCCAAGAGAUGGAUACCAGCCAAAUCAAAGAGGAAACCAGUAACCCUUUUCAGUCACCUGCGUCGCCAAGUGCUGCCACAAUUCCUGAAUUCGCCAUAGUUGCUGAGCCAUCUAUCAGUCACCCUGACCGUCUAGUAGCGAAAAUCAGCCUCCCUAAAAUGAUCACAGUGAGAUCCCUUGAGCUGGACCUGGGAGAGGACCGAAUUGUGUUACAGGGACAUCCCAAGCUCUACCAUUUGGACAUCUUCAUUCCCUACAGCAUUGUCCCUGAAGAAAGUAGGGCCCAGUUCCAUAGAAGGACCAAGGUCCUCACUGUAGUGAUGCCCAUCCAGCGCCCUUUGCUGUUGCCCUAAGCUCUGAGGAGAGAAUCUGAAGGAGUGAUCAUCCCAUGGGCUGGGAGAGCUGUUAUGAGACAUAUACUACCCUGUGUAGGAAAAGGCAGAGUGUGAUGAAUGGAAAUCUGGGGGAAAGGGCUGGACUUUGGUCAAGGGUGGCAAUCCUUAUGGCUCUGUAGCUAAGUACCUACAAACACACAUGUUAAAUGGGAUCCAGAACUUGCCUCCAUCUCCCCACCCACUAUUUGUGUUUUCCCCCUCCACCCUCAGCAGCUGUUGUUGUUUGCUGCAUCUUAUUCUCUCCUCUUUCUCAGUCCAUAUGUAUAUACGUCUGCAAUCGCUCAGUUUAGCUCUAUUCUCUUGGUCUGUUUUGAAGGGGAGGCGGCCCUCCCCUUCCAUGAGGCCUGGCUCUGUGCCUCCAAGCCUCUCCCUCUCGUUAAGGAAAACAGAGGCCCUGACCGGAGUUGAACAUCCUGAGGCCUUGAGUGCCACUGCAGCAAAAUGGGACAGGAAGGAAGUGGUCAAAUAGGCUGCAUGCUACUUCAGACUGUAGGUGGUGGAGAUGCACUCUUUUAAUGUUUCCCUGCAGAUAGAAAACUAGCACAGCAAAAAAUGGGCUAGGCUAAAAGCUUCCUUCUAUGCAGGGGGGAGCAUUCAGAAAUGGAAUCCUCACCUGCAGUCUGGUGUGGUCUAGUCCAGUCCUCCCCGCCCUUGUUUGACAGCAGUUGGAGGCCCUUUGUUUUUCUUGUGACCCUGAUCUAAAUAAGAUGCAGGCAUUUCUGAACCUUUUAAUCAUAAGCCAGACUAUUAAAUAGUUUUAUUUUUACUCAUAAGGGAGAACGUUGCUCUUCCUCCUCUGGUUCUGGGCUGUGGAGCUUUUGAAAGGAAUCCUUCCUACAGAGAUACAUUCAGUUCCACUGUAUUAGCGGUCCAGGCUCACUGAGGCUCUACACUCUAAAGUUCUCAGCCUCCCAGUUAAUCUAACACACACGCCCCCCUCUUAGUUCUGCACAUGUUGUCUUUCUGAUGGAUCCUGCUGCAGGAGCCCUUACCUACCCUGUUAUGCUGAGCGGUCCCCUGCAAAUGCACUGCCCAGGCCAAAUGUCCUACCUCUUCUAAUGCGUGGGUUGCCCACUGAUUUGUAUUUUCAGAAUAGUUUUGGUACAUUGUACCCAGACCUCUUUGCAAUGUUGUUUUGAGACCACUCCUGCGGUCAUUGUGCAAACUUCAUUAUCGGAGGCCUUCUGUUCAAACCCUGUUCAGGUUUCCUGGAAAGCUUCAAGGUUUCUAGCUCUUAUAGUUCCAAAGUCUGAAAUAACACACAUGGUUGCGGUGUAUGAGCACCUGUUUCUAAGCCAAAGGAAAUGUUCGGGUAUUGCUUGUCUUUGGUAAAAAGGUGAAGGCUCAUUUAUGACACUCUUUUUUUAACUUUUGCCCCACUCUGCAACCUCCCAAUUUUUUUCACUUUUAAUGUGUCAUAACUUGCCAUAAGUGUAGGACUUGAGAAAUAGAUUUUAUUUAAAUCUCACCUGCACCUGCCCACACUUCCCCAGCUUGUAUAUUUUAUCUCUGUGUAGGUUCUUGAAGCAAAUAAGUGUGAGUUAAGAUAACACAGGCAUUUGCCACAGUUUUUUGCACUGUCAUCUUUCUCACCCUGCCUUCUCAGCCGAGAGGAGGAAGAGAGAGGGCCCCGUUCCCGUGCUUGUGGUGGUCUAGGGAGGAUGGUGCUGCUUCUCUCUCGGGGAGACGGGGAGGGCAGCAGGGGUUGAGCCGUUUAUUUCCCUGUUUGCUACCCAGUAAAAUGUUUCAUUGUUUCAACUUGUGUGUGGACUUAUGGGCAGCCAAAAAAAGGUACUGGUACUUUGAACCAGUGAGGACUGUCACAAAAAAGCCACAAUGAUUAAAUGUGAAGUUUCAAGCCCA